AUGCAAGAAAAUCGUCACGCCGAAAUACGCGUGAACACAAACACAGACCUUUUCAACUUUCUUUUAAUAUCGUCUGAUCCUACAAUUACAGCAUUAAGAUCUCAGACUAAAGUACCAUCGACUAAAUUACCUUCAGCUGCCAUUGAAUUAUUACAUAUUGAAAAGUCUGAAGCCAACGAUCGAGAUGAGUCUAAUGGAGAGGAAGAUGAAACAAGUAGUGACUCAGAUUAA
This is a messenger RNA of Cinara cedri, 231 nucleotides long. The record is from the annotation of a GenBank genome assembly. NCBI's taxonomy places the organism in Eukaryota, Metazoa, Arthropoda, Insecta, Hemiptera, Aphididae.